This is a messenger RNA of Manihot esculenta (cassava), 1260 nucleotides long. RefSeq names its product ras-related protein RABC2a. NCBI's taxonomy places the organism in Eukaryota, Viridiplantae, Streptophyta, Magnoliopsida, Malpighiales, Euphorbiaceae. The record is from RefSeq and is a predicted model, not a curated record. The coding region runs from base 237 to 866 and encodes 209 amino acids. Gene Ontology annotation, molecular function: GTP binding; GTPase activity. The transcript has 6 exons.
GUAAUUUCAUUACCAUCAAAACAGAAAUACUACCCGCCAACCCCAGCAUUGUCUCCUGCCAGAGGAAAUUUCCGAUUUGCCUACUUUCUCACUUUUUUCUCCUCCUUUCUUUCUCUUUCUAGUUAGUUUGCUUUCUUGCUUGUUUUGACAUAGAACCAUCUCCAAGCUCCUACACACUCUCCCUUUUCUAGUUAGGUUGGUGGGUUCUUUCAAUUUUUGUGUAUAAAGCAAGCAUCAUGAAUAAAGGAGGGAAUAAUAGUUGUGAUUACUCUUUCAAGAUUUUGUUGAUUGGGGAUUCUGGUGUUGGCAAGAGUAGUAUCCUUCUCAGUUUCAUCUCCAAUUCUAUUCACGAUCUCUCUCCUACAGUUGGUGUUGAUUUCAAGAUCAAGAUGGUCAAUGUUGGUGGGAAAAGAUUGAAGCUUACAAUUUGGGACACAGCUGGGCAGGAAAGGUUUGGAACAUUAAUAAGCUCUUACUACAGGGGGGCACAUGGAAUUAUCCUUGUUUAUGAUGUGACCCGCCGAGAGACAUUCACAAACUUGUCAGAUAUAUGGACAAAGGAAGUGGAACUUUGCUCAACUAAUCAAGAUUGUGUCAAAGUUCUUGUUGGAAACAAAGUUGAUAGGGAUAAUGAAAGAGCUGUAAGUAAGGAGGAGGGAAUGGCUCUUGCUGAGGAACAUAAAUGUUCAUUUUUGGAAUGUAGUGCUAAGACCAGAGAAAAUGUGCUGCAAUGUUUUAAAGAGCUCAUAUUAAAGAUAUUGGAGGUACCAAGUUUAUUGGAGGAGGGAUCUGUAGCCAUCAAACAACAGAUUUUAAAACAGAAAUCAGGAUACCAGGCACCACAUAAUGGUGGUUGCUGCUCCUAGAUAAAGUGCCACAAGGCUAAGGUAUGACAAACAGAAGUAUUAGCAAAAUCAAUGGAAGAUCCAUGACCAUUUGCGGUAAUCGGUAUUGAAUGGUCAGUCUCUUGGACAUUGUUCACACUCGAACGGGUUAAUAUGAUCCACAUAUACUCUAAGGCUCGACCAUGGUAGUUUGAGCAGUUCUAGGAGGUCGGCGCUUAACAUCUUGUUCAUGUUAUUCUUCCAUUUCUUUUUCUUUUCAAAGAAAGUAAUGUUUAGUUUGUUAGUGGUAUGCAUGUAAAGUUAACAUGUAAUGGUUAAAACUUUUGUACAAGUAGGAGAUGUAUACUUGAGGAAGAGCAGAUGUAUAACCAUUGCUGAAUGUGGGAAAUAAUAAAAAUCCUCCUUUUAGCACCAA